AGUGUGAGAGUAGUAGUAGUCCAAUGCAAAUCCAAAAAACGGCAUUGAUUUCUGUUGUAAGUUUCAGAACUUUAGCAACAGGUGGAGGGUGUUAUCGAUCACCAUGUUUCCUGUGUCUUUACCAUCCAUCCGUCACUCACUGCUUGGGCAAUCUCUAACCACCACCACCACCCCGCAGCACCAAACCCUAUGCCACAAACUUAACCCUGGUUUGCACCACACCCCCUAUUCACACGCAGCCACAUUAUCAUCGAUCAUAUCAUAAUGUAGCCAGCAGAAAGUGCCAAAUCCAAAACCAACCCAUGAAUCCAAUCCUCACAUUUGGUCACCAAAACUCAUUAACCCAUAUCAUUUAGAUAAAGGGAGAGAGAGAGAGAGAGAGAGAGAGAAAAAGAGAGUGUGUGUGAAUGUGAGUGGGGGGUGGUGUUUCAAUUCAUUUAUGUUAUGGUAAAAGUAAAAGGAAGCAAAGGGAGAGGAUGGGGAGAGGAGUGAAUGCAGGAUGCACAAAUGUCAUAAAAACCAGACCCUUAUAAUCACAAAAAACCUUGCUAAAAAUAGAAAAAAUCCAAAAAAAAAAAGAAGAAGAGAGAGAGAGAGAAUUUGGAUUGAGUUGGGUUGGGGGAAGAGAAGAGUGAAUGAGAGUUCCACCAUUGAUCUCUUAAACACCAAACCCCACACCCAUUUCGUGAGUGCCGAGCGUCGUUCUAUCUAUUUUUUCUCUGCCUACACACACUGAUACUGAGAGAAAGAGAACCAACUACUACAGUCACAGAAAACCAAAAAAACACUGUGUUGUGUGUGUGUCAAAAAAAAAACCCUAAGCUAAUGAUGAUGGAUCAGCGACAGCGAGAGAAGCUGCUUCACAAAACCGAGGCCUGUGCUUUCGUGGCAGGUGUUGUUCCGGAGCUUUCCCUUGUCACCGUUCCAGGGAACAACACCAACAACGUUAACAACAACAACAACGUUGUUUCUCAUUCUCAAUCUAACGGGUCGGGUCGGAUCCAGGAAAACAACCACCACCUUGGACUCGUUGCUGCUGUCACCUCCGCCUUCGGUACCGUUCAAAGGAAGAAAAGGAUGGCGAGACAAAGAAGAUCCACUAAACCCACUUCGUUGAUGAACCAUCUCAACAACCAUAAGCACAACAAGCCUCGUUCUCUUCCUUCUCCCAGUGCAUCCUCCUCGUACGUGGCACUCUCCUCCGCAACUCUCCAGCCCGCACGUGAAAUCGAUCAAAGAAGGUUGAGAUUCCUUUUCCAGAAGGAGUUAAAGAACAGUGAUGUUAGCUCCCUUAGGAGAAUGAUAUUGCCAAAGAAAGCAGCAGAGGCUUUCCUUCCAGCUCUUGAAUCCAAAGAAGGAAUUGUAAUCAGCAUGGAUGAUAUAGAUGGUCUUCAUGUAUGGAGUUUCAAGUACAGGUUUUGGCCUAACAACAACAGUCGGAUGUAUGUACUUGAAAAUACUGGAGAUUUUGUCAACACACAUGGCCUUCGCUUUGGAGAUUCCAUUAUGGUUUACCAAGAUAGUGAAAACAACAAUUAUGUUAUUCAGGCCAAAAAGGCUUCUGAUCAAGAUGAAUUUAUGGAAGAAACUAGUGAUACCAUCAAUGAUAUCUUCCUUAAUGAUUAUGAGGUGAACAAACCUGGUUGCUUCAAUGUAACUAAUCCUGCAGUGAAUGAUACAGGCAUGUCAUUCAUAUAUGAGACUACCUUCUCAAAUGACUCCCCUCUUGACUUUUUGGGUGGAUCAAUGACCAAUUUUUCAAGGAUUGGGCCAGUUGAAACCUUUGGCUCUGUUGAGAAUUUGUCACUUGAUGACUUCUAUUAAAGGCAUCAAAUCACAAAGGAAGCACUAACGUGGUACCAAGACUAGCACUGUUAAGUGUGUGCUUCUUUAUUUUGGUACUAAAGAAACAUAUAAAGUGUGCUUUUUGUUGUUGUUGUCAUGACCAUGAGAGGAUUUGUGUAGAAUAAAAGAGUAGCCAUGCCAGGUGGGCAUGUUUUGUGUUCCUCUCUCUUGAACAAGUGGGACUGCUCUAUGAUGUAUUCCUUAUAUUUUUAAUUUGUUGAACAGCAUCUAUAUAAAUUAUUUUCAAAGUUCAUACAGUAUUAUGCAAGUAAAUCAUUUAGGAGGGAAUUGUUUUGCAUGUGUGGAAUACCAAAGUGAUCAAUAGAAGUGUUUUGUGUGUUCCUUUGCCUUGGAAA
Molecule: messenger RNA, 2201 nt
Organism: Glycine soja
Lineage: Eukaryota; Viridiplantae; Streptophyta; Magnoliopsida; Fabales; Fabaceae
Product: B3 domain-containing transcription factor FUS3-like
Exons: 6
Coding region: 826-1824 (332 amino acids)
Molecular function (GO): DNA-binding transcription factor activity; DNA binding
Source: RefSeq, a predicted model, not a curated record